Messenger RNA from Galleria mellonella (greater wax moth), 5368 nucleotides. RefSeq lists its product as uncharacterized. Gene Ontology annotation, biological process: actin filament bundle assembly. Gene Ontology annotation, molecular function: actin filament binding. Lineage: Eukaryota; Metazoa; Arthropoda; Insecta; Lepidoptera; Pyralidae. Gene Ontology annotation, cellular component: plasma membrane; actin cytoskeleton. Bases 171 to 2210 code for a protein of 679 amino acids. The record is from RefSeq and is a predicted model, not a curated record. The transcript has 17 exons.
ACUUCAGUGUUGUAAAUCGGGGUGAAAGAUUUUAAGUAUCAAGCAACACCGGCCAAGAAAAGUUUUAUUUGACAUUUCGCAGUGGAGUAGUGCCCAUAGUGAACGUGUGUGUAGUUUAAAACAAAAUAUUUAUUUUUAUGUCGUGAUUGUGAGAAAUCCAGCACAAAUCAAUGGCGAUGGCAACAGCGACUGCCACGAUGGAGGCGUCACAGAGCCUCAUCCAGACCGAGUCCAGGGUGCAGAGGAGUUACCAGGAGGUACAGGUCACGGAACAGAGGCAGGUGACGGAGCAGAGACAGGUGUCUGAACGGUCACUGAAGAAGAAGAGUAAGAGUAGGAGGCACAAGGACGAAGGAACCAUAUCUGUGUCUAAAAGCUCCGAAAAACUAUACAAGAAGAUGAAAGCGGCGGCGGACGGGGAAUCGAACCCGCAGUGCGAGAAAUGCGCGCGGCCCGUCUACGCCAUGGAACGAAUUAAAGCGGAGAGACGCGUAUGGCACAAGGAGUGCUUCAGAUGCGUGCAGUGCAAUAAACAACUCACAGUGGAAACAUAUCAGAGUGACCAUACAACGUUGUACUGUAAACCGCACUUCAAACAACUGUUCGAGCCCAAACCAGUGGAUGAGGAUGAUACGGAUGCAGCCCUUCCGAAGAAGCACCAAAUGAUUAUCUGUGAAAGUAAUCCCGUCGAGCUGCCGCCAGAUGUCGUUAGAGCAUCAGACAAACCAGAUCUGGGGUUAGAAGAGCUGUCGCAACUGGAUGUCAAGUCGCGUUUUGAAGUAUUUGAACGAAAAAGCAAAAGCACCGAGGAACCGCCGCCAGCGGAGCCCCGCGCGCCGCGGGAGAAGAGCUCGGCCCUGCUGUCCAAGUUAGCCAGAUUUAAAGCAAAGGGCAUGGACAUCGGCGUAUCUGACGAAUACCUGAACGGCGUACCAGUGGAGGAGAGCUCCAGCGAGCCCGAGGAUGAAGAAGACGAAGACUCCGUGCUGCGCAAGUCGUACAAGCACACAGCGAAUAAGGAGCAGCCGGUAUCGUUUUGCAAUAUGAGCGAGAUAGUGGGCAAGUUCGAGAGCGGCCAGCACGCGGCCUCCGAGCGGCACCGGGAGCGCAAGCAGGAGAUACAGAACAUACGCAGCCGCCUGUUCAUGGGCAAGCAAGCUAAAAUUAAAGAAAUGUAUGAACAGUCCGUCCUGCAAAGUGAACAAGGCGUGACGUCGGCGGACAAGGUAGGCCGCGAGCUGGAGCUGGACGCGGACCGGGCACGUGCCAUCAAGCAGCGCUUCGAGAACGGACACGCCUUCAACGACGAGAACCAGCCGCCGCGCCACCGCGACAUCGACGACCGCACGCUUUUCAACGAAGGUAUUGGCAAGAAAUCUCGCUCCAUCUUCUUGGAGCUCGACGCCAAUGCUAAGAACGUGUCGCCUACAUCCCCACCGCCACAGGAGCCGCCCAAACGGAAGGAGCUGGCCUUCGUGCCCAAGGACGUGGUCCGCGCGGCGGACAAGAUCGAGGAGGUGAAGAUAGAGACGGCAGACAUCUCGGACCGGUUCAAGUUCUUCGAGACGUACAAGCCGGAGACCAAGCGCAAGGAGUUCCGCAUGACGCCGCCCCGGCAGACCCAGCGAGCCAAGUCGCCGUCACCCGAGGUGUACCACGAGCCCAGCGUGGUCCGCAGCGACGAGCCGGCCGCCGACACCGGCCUCGCGGCAGACAGGCACACCGCCUCCAGGAUGAUAUCCGUCUUCCGCCAGAUGGAAGAGCAGCUGCACAAGCAGGAGGAGAACCAGGGCCCAAAACCACUGAAACGGUUUACUCCCCCACCGCCUGGGGAAAACAACCGUCACGUGGACUCCUCCGAGGAAGAAUAUAGCUCUGAGGAGUACGAGGAGGACAGCGAGGAGGAGCGGAGGAGGCUGUACCUGGAGGCGAGGCAGCGGGACGAGGCACUCAAACAGGCGCAGCAACUGGCCCGCACGACCAGUUUCCGUGACCGGUUCGAGCACUGGCCCGAGUCGGAGCCUCGCUCACAGCCCGCCUCGCGUCUCCAGCACGACUUCCGGGAGACCAGGGACUCCAGAGAUGAAGAUGAAGAUGGGGAGUCGCAGCUGGAGACCGCCAAGAGUCUUCGGGAGAAAUUCGAGAAUAUGAAAGUUCAGCAGACGAGCGUCACGAAAACCUUCGUGCCUAAAGUUAAUAGAUUCGUGUGACCGCCUCCGCGAGUCCGCGACUAUCUACCACCAUUACCAAAGCGUUUUAACCCUUCAAGUUGUAAAGUUAACAUGACUUGUCUUUAUAUAAUCCUAAUACAAAAUGGUUGUAAGUUGUAAUCCCGAAUUUUUAAUAUAGUUUUUAAAUAAAUAUAUAUAUUUAUUUAUAUGGGACUGAUUUAGUUGUUGCAUUUUGCGGAACAUGUGCCUUAGACGUGCAAUUGACGUAUAGAAAGUUUGUUAUUCGACAACUUUAUAUAUUUAUUUUUAUAUUGGGGUCGAUUCUGAAGCGCCAUCUGUCUAAAUCUAUAUCAAAUAUAUCAUAUCAUAUUAAUCUAUAGCUAACGGUACACCUGAUGGAGAGUGGUUACUGUCGCCUAUACACAUGAGCAGUACCUUGGACAUAUCAGAGUAUACUGUUUCGUCCAUGAUACUCCUUAUGCGUUACCAAUCCUGGAGACUCAGGUGUUCUGGGGAUUCCUCUGUACCGUUUCAAACCGAAACACAGCCAUGCAAACACAACUACUUCACGGUAGAAAUACGAAUGGGACAGAGAUGGCCAAGCAAAAGCGACUUUUGUACAAAGUCUCCCUCUGGUAAGGUCUCUCUUUCUUUACAUAUUUUUUUUUGUGUAGUUUCUUUAUUAUAAUUUUUAAUCAUUUUUAACCCCUGUCUGGGAGUUGUCAUAUAUUUUAUGAAAUAAAGUUUUUCUUCUUUUUUUCUUCUUUCUAAAAUUGAAAUUUCAAUUGUCUAUAUCGAAGUAAAAUCUUUAUUGUAAGGUCCAGUAUGAACAAAUUUUUUAAUAGAAUUAAAAAUAUAAUUUUCCUGGUCCACAGAACAGCAAUUGCAUGAAAUUAUCAACUUAUUAAAUUAAAAUAUAAGUUUAGAGGAAUGUCGCUUCAGAAUUGGUCCCAUUAUUGACUCAUUGGUAUAUUAAAAUAAGCACUUAUAUAGAUAGAGUGUCUCCAUACAAAUGCUUCGAGAAAAACGGGUCAACUUUUUCAUACAAUUUUGCGUGAUAAAUAGUUAGUUAUGAGUGAUUCCUUUAUAACUUCUAUAUUUAUUUUGUUUUAUAAUUUUUGCAUCUUUUUAAUGAGUAAAAAUUCAUUUUAUUUAUUUAAUAAUUAAAUAUAGAUACGUCAAGAUACAUUGUGUGCAUAAGUAUAUAGAACACUGAUAAAAAAACGAGUCAGCUAAUUUGACAAUUAGCUGACAAAAAGUUGACCCGUUUUUGAGGCUCGAUGCUCUAUCUAUAUAAUGUAAGAAUAUCAAUAUGCUGAGGAAAAAAAAUUAUUGGUAAAAUUAGGUAUACUACAGCUGUUUUUUUUUACAAAAGAAUUUAUAAUUUAUGCUAACUUGUUGUAAUAUGUAAUAUAAGAUCAUGGGUGAAUAUUUGUCAUACUUCUAGGAUCAUAUAUCUAUGAUAAUAUAUAAUAUUGACUUACAUUGUGAUCCUUAAGAUAUGAUCAUAUCGGCAUUAUCUUAUAUGACAGUAGAAUAAAUAUAGAAGCAGUCUUUGGAUUACGGUGACCGUUCACCAUCAGGCGGGCCGUAUGCUUCACUCCACCAUCGUGUGAGAACUGCCAUAUAAAGUUGUCGACAGACAAGCAUUUAAUCCAAAUGGUUGGUGCAAAAAGAUCUCCAGUCGCUAAAAUAUAUAAUAGUUCGUUUCAUUUCAUUUGACUUUAAUUUAUUUAUUAAUCGACAUAUCAUUGAGUUUGACAGCUUUAGUGAUUCGUGAGGCAGAAGUAAACGAAAUUGAUGUUCAUAGCGACAAAAUAAUGGUUAUAUUAUUAAAAUUAUUAGUUCUAACACUACUGGCAGUAACGAGAAAUGCUCAAACGAGUCAUGAGUUUAUUUUAAUAAGAACUAAAACUAUAAUAAAUUAUUGAAAUAUCUGUUAGUAAUAGAAAUCACCUUAAAUAUAUUAUGAAUUAAUAUUUUUAAUUGUUUAUAAAUUGUCAUUUAUAGUCAUUUCUCCAUCUUGCCAUUUUUUUUAUGACUUUAAAUCAUCUUGUGCCAUUACCAUUUAGAUGUAAUACAUAUUAUUUAUAUAAAUAAGUUAUUUUCAUAAGCUGCGUUCAGACUGCCUGCAAUAGAAAUGAUAAAUUUAAUUAUUAAAUAAAAUAUAAAGGCAAAUUUACAUGGAGUCAGUUGAAAAUGUCAGUGGGACAUUAGCUUCAAAUUCAAAAUUUCCACUCAGUUUCCCUUAUCUUCUAUAAGGGAAACUGAGUGGAAAUUUUGUGCAGGAACAAAAAAUGGGAUCGAUUCUGAGACGUCAAUCUCUAAAAGUGUUUCUAAAAUUAAUAUUUUACUUCAAAAAACUAUUUUUACGGUUUCACAAAAGUACUAUCAUAAACUAUUUUACUUUUGAUAUAAACAACAACCGAUGGCGACGAAAAAUUCUUGAGUGGCGACCCCGUACGAGCAAACUCAGUGCCUACAUUGAGGGCCCUAGCCCUCUCUCCCCUACUCACACACACACACACACACACACACUGAAUGGAGUUACAACCUCAAAAGCAUCACAGAAUGGAUUCAAGUGGCUCAGGAUCGUCCCUUAUGACGUUCUAUAGGGGAAGCCUACGUUUAACAGUAGACAGAUAAUAUCUGUGAUGAUGAUGAUGAAACUAUUUUGACUUACAUCUAUUAGAAGUUUAAUUCGUAUUCAUCUUUAAUUUAAAAUUUGAUAUCUCAAAUUGAAAUUUUAAUUUCAGAGAUAGGUUUAAAGAAUGGUGCCCCAGAAUCGACCUCAGUGGCCCUCAUCUGUCUAGAUCAUAAUGAAACGUUGGUAACUGACUGAAUUUAUAUAUGCCUUGCUACUUAUUGUACAUUUUAAAUUAUUAUUUCACUCGUAUAAUUUAAAUAUUUUAUGAAAUUACAUAAAAUAAAAAUAUUUCGCGUUGACAAUCAUGUAAAUAAAUUUUACGCGAUAGGUCUCGCCGCUGGAGCGCUCGCAGUCUGAACGCAGCUUUACGCAUGUUUAUUAUACUCAUUUAAUGUUUACAUAUUUUAGAUAACUUUACGAUUUUUACGAUCUGACUGAGUACCGUCUUUGUAUUAAAAAAAAAAGUUGUUUGUACUUAAAAAUGUUUUGUCGAUGUCUUCAACAUACCUUGACUGCGGUAUACGAAAAUGAAUAAAUUGUAAAAUUUUAA